AUGGGUCGAGGCGCCACAGACCGGCGUCGAGCGCCCAAGCGCAGUCGGCACGCCGAGGAAGAGGAGGAUGCGCCGCCUGAAUGGAUCGCGUCGAGUGAUGCCAAUACACCAUUUGGACUUGUGCCAGCCGAUCUGCAUUCCUAUAUGAAAGAAGUAAAUGCGCAACUGACAGAGCGUAUGCAUUCCGGUGACGCGGACGACGUACAGCUACUUGUUCAAGCCGUUCUCUCCGAAAUGAAUGGUCACGAACUCGCGCUCGCUACAGAUCCUACGUGCUCGCUCGUGCUGGAAAACAUGUCGUCAAUGCUUCAGGAAAAGCCACUCCGGGUGCUGCUGGAUCGCAUGACAGGUAACUUUGUGACGCUAUCAUACCAUCGAUACGGAUCGCAUGUACUCCAGGCGUUGUUUUACGCAGUGCAGCGCAUUAUGAACACGGGCACAACAUCAGACUCUGCUUCGACGAAACAGGGUGUGCUGCGCUCCCUGCCGGACAUUAUGUCUGACAUGUACGAAGAAAUGGAGCCGAGUCUGGUGCCGAUGCUGACCGAUGUCUUUGCUACCCACAUGCUGCGCAGCAUCGUAGCUCUUUUUGCGGGCGUGUCCAUACCAUCACUGGACGAUAUGCGCUCGAAGCGCAGUGCCAAGUACCGCUCCAAAGAACGCCAAAAAGCCAUGGUCGACGACUCUUUUACGACACCGUCGAAUGAGCCGAUGCAUGUGCCCCCUGCAUUUUAUACGCUCUUACAUCGCUUGUACACACAUAUGCGCGAGAACUUGACAGAGGAGGACAUGCACAGGCUCGUGCCUGAGGCCACCGCCGCGCCCACACUCAGUUUGCUCCUCCGGCUCGAAGCUGGACUGGCUGAUGGGAAGGGCAGUACGGUAUACGAAAAAGACUCGAUGGCAUCAUGCAUUCUUGGACCACUCGAUCAGCGGACGGACUUUAUGGAAUCGGCGUUGCGCGAUGCCGUCGCGACGCACGUCCUCCAAAGUGCUUUGCAAGACAUAUCGCAGGAGAGGCUCGUACACUUUUGGCGCACCUAUAUCCAUGGCCGUGUGGCCAAACUCGGCGCACAUCCAUGUGCCAACUAUGUUGUGGCUACGGCCUUGCAGCUCUUGCCGGCCGAUGAGACCCUGGCCGAGGCCAUUCAUGAGCUCGGCAAAGCCGGCGACCAACUCGUGAAGAAUCAGGUGACGGGCGUCCUGCAGACGGCCGUCGAUCGCAGCGUGCAGGUCGGUGCGUAUGCAGCCGAUGUCAUGCAGGCCAUCCGAGCAGCGUUCCGAUUUAGUGAGGAUGCAUCCAAGGACGAUGUGGCCAAGUUUGUGCCAGCUGUCUUGAGCCUUCACACUCUCAAGGCAUUCACACAUGUCCAAGAUGCGCCACAGAAGCGCAAGCGUGACGAUAAUGGCGAGCGGAUGACGACGCAGGGAAGUAUCUUACUUCAGCGCAUCGCACAGCUUCCUGCGCCACACCAGACAUGGCUGUAUGAGAGUCUGUGCACGGAUGCCCUCGGCUCGUGGUGCCGAUCGUCCACGGCUGCGCAUGUGGUCAUUGCCGCUCUCACAUCCAAGGCCGCCUCAUUUGCACAGCGGCGCAUGCUCAUCCGCGCUGUCAUGCCCAUGCUGAUCGAUUUGUGUGACGAUGCAUGGGGCAGUCGCGUCGCAGAUGCCCUAUGGCUCGGCGCCGACGGAUUCACCAAGGAAAAGAUGGCUCAGCUCGUGAUCGGGCACGAAAAGCGCUUGCUUGCGUCGACGUACGGCCGGUUCUUUGUGCGCCGCCUCCGACUCGGUGUGUACCGCAAAAACGUCGACGAGUGGAAGGCAUGGGCCGUGCACGAACACGUACCUGACGCAGCGACGCCCGCCGCCCCACCUGCCAAUCCGUUUGCGUUCCUACGCACUACCCACAUCCAUCGCACACCACGUGAUCAAGCCGACAGGGAACUCGAACGUAUUUUAGCACAAGUAGAAUAA
Messenger RNA from Malassezia restricta, 1974 nucleotides. RefSeq names its product nucleolar protein 9. Gene Ontology annotation, cellular component: nucleolus; 90S preribosome; preribosome, small subunit precursor. Lineage: Eukaryota; Fungi; Basidiomycota; Malasseziomycetes; Malasseziales; Malasseziaceae. The record is from RefSeq and is a predicted model, not a curated record. Gene Ontology annotation, biological process: ribosomal small subunit export from nucleus; endonucleolytic cleavage in ITS1 to separate SSU-rRNA from 5.8S rRNA and LSU-rRNA from tricistronic rRNA transcript (SSU-rRNA, 5.8S rRNA, LSU-rRNA); endonucleolytic cleavage to generate mature 5'-end of SSU-rRNA from (SSU-rRNA, 5.8S rRNA, LSU-rRNA). Gene Ontology annotation, molecular function: RNA binding. The transcript has a single exon. Bases 1 to 1974 code for a protein of 657 amino acids.